Molecule: messenger RNA, 2604 nt
Organism: Sordaria macrospora k-hell
Lineage: Eukaryota; Fungi; Ascomycota; Sordariomycetes; Sordariales; Sordariaceae
Biological process (GO): regulation of DNA-templated transcription elongation; mRNA export from nucleus
Cellular component (GO): THO complex part of transcription export complex
Source: RefSeq, a predicted model, not a curated record
AUGCCUUCUCGCGUUAUUGAGAGCCACGGUGUCCCCGGUGUCGCCGCCUUUUCGGCCUUUCUCGACAACCUCUUGGCACGCGCCGAAACAGUCAAGCCAACAGCAUCCAUCGAACCUCCUCUCGACAAGGCCGACUUUCAAGAUCUGCAGACCCAGCUGAACGAGGCCCUGGGAAUAGACCCCAGCCAAGUUGGUGAAGUAAACGAUGCAAAACGGACACAGCGGCACGCCAUCAUCGAGACUGCCGUGAGAGACACGUUCAGCAGCCUGGUCGCAACCACCUCUAUUGAUUCGCCAGAUUUUGCCCGAGUAUGGAACCUCUUCGACAUCUUGUCCAUCCUCUCCGACGACGAGCAAUGCGAUCCCGCCCUGCUUCUGUGGCUAGUUGAAGAACUGCUUGACAGUCAGACCAUUGCCGGUUGUCGCAAGGUGUUUGAUUUUCUCGAGUCCCGCCGAGAGCGCAUCACAGCCAAGCAUUUUGGUCAAAAGAAGCUGGUCAUUCUUCGCACCUGCAAUGAGCUUCUUCGACGUCUGUCAAGAGCGCUAGACCCAGCGUUUUCUGGUAGAGUGUUCAUCUACCUCUUUCAAAGCUUCCCACUAGGUGACAGAAGCUCUGUGAAUCUUAGGGGAGAAUACCACGUCGAAAAUGUCACUACGUGGGAUCAGGAGCCGGCAAAGGCGGAGGAUGCUUCCGCCGAUAGCAUGGAUGUAGACAUGGAGACGCAGGGCGAAACUACCCAAAAGACCGGCGAUCAGCGAUCAACUCCCAAACCCGGAACUGCAGACGCCAAAAAGCAUCGGGACAAGGCACUCGAUCUGGAAGCUUUGUACCCCAUCUUCUGGUCUCUGCAGGAGAGCUUCAAUCGGCCAAAGAAGCUGUUUGAGCCCGCGCAGUUUGCCUCCUUCAAGUCUGGUCUAGAAGCGACCAUGGCCAUCUUCCAGAGCAUCAAGGUCGAUCAAAGCGCACGUUCCAGGGACUCAAAGGACAAGUCCGAUGAGAGCAAGCGUGCACUGAAGAGGAAGCGUGGUGAAGGUGAGGAUGACGAAUUGGCUAAUGGUUUCAACCCGAAAUACCUUACCAGUAGAGAUUUGUUCAAACUGGAGAUUGGCGAUCUUGCGCUACGCCGAAACGUACUGGUUCAAGCCUUGAUCAUCAUGGAAUUCCUACUUUCCGUCUCAUCCAAGGGCAAGGAAAAGAUCGUCAGAAUCAAAGCGCCCAACAAGUCUGUAUCACAUUCGGAUCAACAGCUGAGCGAGGAAGACACCAACUGGGUGCUGGACAUGAAGAAGAAAAUUGCCGAUUACCUCAAGAUAGGCCCAGAAGGCCCUUACUUUUACCGGAUGGUGGAGACUGUGCUGAGCAGGGACAAGAAUUGGGUACACUGGAAGGUUGAGGGCUGCCCGCCUAUCGAAAUGCCCGCCGUUUCACCUCAGACGUUCCUCGAUGCCAAGAUUGCGGCAGGCAAGCUAGCAACAGCAAGGAAAAUGAGAGACGCGCCGAUGGGCUCGAUGAACUGGGACUUCCUACAAGAUGAGGACCCAGACGAGGCUUGGAAGAAGCUCGAAAACCCGGAACGGUACCAGCAGCCCGACCUCAAGACACUCCAGCGAAAGUUGGAGGAUGCCAAGUUCGAUAUUGAGAUGGCCAGAGAUCCCAAGGAGAAGCAAAGGGCAGUCGAGGCCAAGAACAGCCUUACCUGGGUGGCUCUGAGAGUCGCCAGCAGAUCCAGACUGGCAAUGUUUGACAACAUCGACAGCGACGACAACAUUGACAAAAUUUUCGAGGACAAGCCUAAAGAGGACGAGCCACAAGAGGUCGAGGAUACCUCGGCUGUUGCCGAUGCCGUCUUCCCAGAUGACCGGAAGCCAAUAGUUGUCGUGGACGUCAGCCGGGCCAGCAAACUCAGCGUUGCGAAGCGACUAGCCAGCCAACACCCCGGCGUCUUCACGCGGGUACCAGCUCACAUCACCCGGAAACCCCAGGAGGGCGAAAAGGAAGGAGAGGAUUACUACUUUGUUGAUACACAAACGUUCAACAUGAUGCGUGACGGCGAUCAACUCAUCGAGUUCACGGAAGGAGACUACAGCCAAGGCACGAGCAGGAAACACAUUCAAGCCGUCAGUGAGGCGGGCAAGGUUGCCAUCAUGGAGAUGAACCACGAUAGCGCACAACAAGUCAAAGACUGGGACUUCUCAGCGCGCUUCAUCUGCAUCGAGCCACCCUCGCCACAGAUCCUCGAACCGCAACUAAGGGAAACCGGCAGCGGUCUCGAGGGAAACGAGGGCCAAAUCCAAGCCAUCCUCAAAGACGCGGCCGAGCUCGCAAAGCAGCAAAAGUCUCCAGACUUCUACGAGUCGGUCAUCAACGGUGGUGACGACUGGACGGCCCUCGAGGUGGCCGUAUACGGCAAGCCGAUCACCACCACCACCGAUGCCAAUGGCUCAGCUGAGGGAGGAAACAAGAGUGGAGGACCCGAAAACGGGGGUGUCCCCAUGUCCGCCGCAGAGGGCACAACCAAUGAGGAUGAGCCCACGACGACAGGAGCAGGUGGAAACGGUGAAGACGUUCCGAUGACUGACGUGGCUCCCGCGCCGGAAGCUUAA